Linum tenue is the source of this 824-nucleotide messenger RNA. Lineage: Eukaryota; Viridiplantae; Streptophyta; Magnoliopsida; Malpighiales; Linaceae. The record is from the annotation of a GenBank genome assembly.
AGCAGCGUAGAAAUGGGCAGCAACGACGACGACGGCGGCAGGUGCGAGCUGGACAUCGGCGGGAACCUCUACUCGUUCCUCCCAUCCGCCACGGUGAUGGACGUGAAGCAGAAGAUCGCGUCCCGCUCCAACAUAUCGGUGUGGCGGCAGAACCUGCUCCUCCCGGCGGCCGCGCCGCCGCCGCGGCAGACGGAGAUGGACAACGACCGGACGCUCGCUUCCUACGGAAUCAUCAAGUCGUCGUUGUUGUUGCUGGAGAUCGAUCCUCUACCCAUCAAGGUGAUGCUCCGGUUCGUCGGCUACCCGACCUGGCUGGACGGCGACUUCAUCACGUGCUACGACUCCGUCACCGUGAGGGAUUUCACGGCGAUGAUUGUGGAGAAACUGCACAUUAUGGGCCUGCUGGAGAUUCGGCCGGAGGAUAUGGUGCUGAGUGCUGGAAAUGAUGCGCUCGACGAUCCUGGUGCUGCUCUUUCGGAUUACGGUGUGAAGGGGAUGAGCUGGAUCACCAUCAAGUUCAUCAGGAAUCAUCCACCGGCGGGUACCAGAUUGUAAAACUUGUGUUUUUUUUUUUACGUCGCCGGUGUGUUUGUUUCAAUAAAAGUCUUUCACUUUCAUUUUCAUGGUGUGUGUGAGUGUAAAAUAGGACAAAUUAAUCGGAGGAAAACAAUAACGCGAGAUAAGGAUUUAAUAACGUGGUGUAUAUCUCCAGCAAGUCGGGACUAGUUCACGAGAAAGUAAGAACCUCUCCGGCCGGCUACUGAUGUUGUUUGUUUUUUGAGUUUCACAAGCGGCCUAGCUAGCACACUACAAAAAAAAAAAGA